ACAGGAACGCUGCGAUCGGUGACUUGACUUUUGACAGCUACUUGUCAAUGUCACAAAUGUCACAAUUUAGUUGUUUUCGGCGAAGCAUGAUGUUUUACAGGUCUGGCGUAAAACGGCACGAUGUAUUCAGGCAGCGAUUCCAAUGAGUCCCAAAAGUACGCCAACUGGGCCCUAAAUCCGUCGAAUUACAAAAAUGUACCCGGAGAGCAGGUCGACUGGGCCGCUCUAGCCCAACAGUGGAUAAUAAUGAAAGAAGCCGGACCGCCGCCGAUACCCGGCGAACAGCCCGUCUUAAUCAACAAGAAGCCGGACAACAAUGAGGGCGGCGAGGCCGAAAUGGACGUGGAAAACGACAAAGAGGGCCCCCCGCCGCCCGCCUGGGGCCCCAACGACCCGCCCUCGCUGCCGCCCGGCGUCGAACCGUGGAACUGGCCGCAGCAAAACCAAACCUGGACCAACUGGGGCAACCCCAAUUGGAUACCGCCCAGCGGCGUGCCGCCCCCGGUGCCCAAUUUGACCUUAAACGCCGCCAAAACGCCCCUUCUACCCACUCCUCCGGUCAACAAUUCCUUCACCGAACCGCCCGAGAGCAGCAGCGACAACGCCACGCCGUUCGGAAGCGCGAAUUCCGAAUUCAACGCCAACCCGUAUUGGAACAACUCGAGCGGUUCGCACAAGCACAUCAAGCCCCACAACAAGCGCUACAGCAAAGUGAACGUGCCGAUCAGGGCCAGCGCUCCGCUGCCCCCCAUCGCGGUGCCCGCCGAACCGGCGCCCCCGCAGCCCCAACAGACCUCUCCCACCAUCGAUACGGCCAAGAGAAAACAACUACCCGCUUGGAUUCGAGAAGGUUUGGAGAAAAUGGAGAAAGACAAACUCAAGCAAAUGGAGAGGCAGCAGAAAGAGAAGGAGGAAAGAGACACGGAAAUCGAUCACAGAUCGAAGCAGACGAGCGAGGAUACAAUAGAAAUAUUGAAGACUACGAUCAGAGAACGGCAGAAGAGCAGAUUCGAAAGCGACGAAGAAAACUCCGUGGAAGUUGUGAAAAAAACCAAAAAACCGCAUAAAGAGGAACCACCGGUCGUUUUAUCCCAUGAAGAAUUGAUGUUGAAAGUUCGCAAGACAAUGACCGAAAUCCUAUUAACCGUAACGAAUCGACUGAUCGAAGGCGUCUGUAAAGAGGAAUUGCAACGUUAUCUCAAACAUAACAAAGCUUCAGAAGCGGCUUCAGCACCCAGUGCUGUCAACCUAAGAGGAAGACUCGGGCUGGGUAUAUACGGCGGUGAUGAUUCGGGGAGCAGCUCGACCGACGCUAGCGAUGAUGAUGAAAGGGACGUGAAAAAUUCCGAUGAUGAAUUAAGGGAUACUAUCAAGAAGAAAAUGGCGGAGUUUCAAAAGACAGAACGGGAAAUCGAGCAUAGAUUAGAGGAGGCCGAACGGCAGAAGAUCGGCAGCGCUAGUAGAUCUUCUACGCCGGAAUCCAACGAUAAUGAUUCACAGGUAGAGGCUCGCCCUCAAGGCCGCAAAUCGAAACCGAAAUCGAAGCAGCGCUCCUCGUCCUCCUCGUCGUCGCCGCCCAGCGACUACUCCAACAACAAAUCCAAAACGAGCCACCGGUCCUCGUCGAGCGAUUCCAAAGACUCCAGCUACCGGAGGAAAUCGUCGAAGAAGCGUUCGGUGACGCCGAAACGGCGGCGCUCCGAGGCCGCGCGGCGCCCGUCGAACGCCAAGCGGCGGCCGUCGAGCGGGAGGAAAUCCGCAGGGGGCGCGAAGCGCCGGUCGCGGUCCCGGUCGCGAUCGACGUCGUACAAGAAGCGCAGGCGCAGCAGGUCGCGCGAGCGCCCGCGAAGGUCGAGGAGCUCGUCGAGAAGUAGGUAUUCGACGAGGAGGUCGCCGUCGAGCUCGCGGAGCGAUAGGAGGAAGAGGAGGAGAUCGAGGUCGGAGAGUAGCGGCAGGGGUAAGAGGUCGUACAGACAUUGAAAAUCUACCGAUUUUGGAUAGCAAAAGGUUGUAUAUUUUUUACCGAUUUCUCUCUCUCUCGCAUGCUCGGUUUCGAUGUUGAAAAAUAUGCAGACGGAUUGUCACCUGUCAUUCGAAUGUCGAAUUCAUUAAAGUCGAAUAAAUCACGUGAAUUUUUUUUAACGACAACUUGAAAAGUAAGUAUAAAGUUAUAAAACUUAUUUAUUUAAAUAUAGGAAUAAAAUUUCCUCGAAUAUUACAAAUUUUUAUCCAAAUCUGGUUAUCUUUAUCAGUCCCAUUUGUAUUUUUUUGAAGUAUCUCAUUUUAGUAAGCCGUGAUUGUCAUUCAAAUGUCAAAUUAAUUAAAAGUCAAUGAAAUGUCGAAUAAAUCAAAUGAAAAUUUUUUAACGAGUACCCUUAAAAUGUAAGUAUAUUUAAAUUAUAAAUUUAAUUAACUAAUUAUUUAAGUACAGAAAUUAAAUUUCCUGAAAUAUUCCAUUAGACAAAUCACAUAAUUUGUUCUAAAUCUUGUUGUCUUUAUCAGUCCCAUCUGUAUUUUCAAAUGUCAUUCAAAUGUCAAAUUAAUUAAAGUAACUGAAAUAUCGAAUAAAUAAUGUACGAAAACUUUCCAAAUUAAUCGAUUAAUUAAUAAAGUAAGUAUUGGAAUAAAAGUGACUCGAAUAUUGUGCUAGAGAAAUCACAAAAUUUUAUCCAAAUCUUGUUGUCUUUAUCCCUCCAGUAUCUCAUGCGUUUUUAAAGAAUCUCAUCUUAUUAUCAGUAAGCCGUGGCUGUCGCUGUCAUUUAAAUGUCAAAUAAACGUCAAAUUAAUUAAAUGAGAAUAUUCAACAGUAAAUUAAUCAGAACGUGCAUUUAGAAAAUAUCGUGAAACAAAUUUACUAUCGAAUUAUUAAAAUUUAAGAAAAUCCGAUUUGUCAGGUAAGAAUCUGAACCGUUAAAAAAUUGAAUUCUAAUUCUUAUCAUAUUGGUAAGUGCAAAUUUGUUUACAAUUUACAAUAUGGUCAAUUCUAUGAGUUAAAAUUAAAAUAACAGUGGUUAGAGUAAGAAAGUUGCAGUCUCACAAUAUCACUCUUUCUUUUUUUCUUUAUACGAGAUUAAUGGUUGUCUUUGUUGCACCCAUAGACACCAUAUUGCAUACAAAUUUGCACUUGUCUGUAUAAAAUAGUCUGCAUAUUUUUGAAUAGCAAGAAUAAAGUCUGAGACCGUUUUUUCUGUCUUCAGGUGUGGUUUAUACACAUCUUUUUGGAAAUACGGACCUACAAUUUAAUAUAUUAUGUUCUUAGUGAUAAAAGAUUUCGAUACCUUACUGUAUUAUAUUGUAAAUUAAUUCAUAUUGCACAUAAUGCUAUACUGAGUUGUUUGGGAGUUUUCCCCCCAUCGAUUUACUUUUAAGUAAACAACUUCUCUUCUAGUAAAAAGUUGAAUUUUAAAAAUCGAACAUGUUUUAAUGUUUUUUUUUGGUUUAUAAACGAUUAUCAAGGCGA
Molecule: messenger RNA, 3460 nt
Organism: Phyllotreta striolata
Lineage: Eukaryota; Metazoa; Arthropoda; Insecta; Coleoptera; Chrysomelidae
Source: the annotation of a GenBank genome assembly